Molecule: messenger RNA, 2073 nt
Organism: Talaromyces rugulosus
Lineage: Eukaryota; Fungi; Ascomycota; Eurotiomycetes; Eurotiales; Trichocomaceae
Exons: 5
Coding region: 1-2073 (690 amino acids)
Source: RefSeq, a predicted model, not a curated record
AUGGCAUCAAGCCGAGAAGAGCGGUUGCAGAUGCGCCAGCGCGGUGCUGGCACGCGCAAGAUUCAAGAAGUUGAUUUUGGCUUCUCGUUUGGGUCGCCGGGUGCCGCUGCUUCUGCGGCUGGAGAUCAGAGCACGGCAGAAAUUACAAAUAGCAUUGAUCAAGUCGUGCAGCAGUCGGAGCCGGAGCAGACACAGACAGAGACGCAGACGCAAACACCGCCACAAGCCAGAAAUGAAACAGCUACAACAGCGCAGAGUCCGCGGAGUCAACCGCGAAGCGCACGAGCAAAACAGACGCCGAGGUUGUCGGCGGGACACGCCGCUGCAGAUCAAGAACAAGGCCGAAGUAGCAAGCGCAGGAAAAUCGAUUCCAGAAAUGACGACUCGAAUGAUUCUCCCGGUACUCGAAACGAACCUGUCGCGACUACGAAUGGAGUGCCAACUUUGAACGAAGGCCGCCAGACAGAAAGUACAGAUAUAGCCGAGACUACGAAUGCAGAGACUGAAAAAAGCAGUUCCAUGACGACAAAUGAAAACGCAAACCCACCUACUCCUACAGAAGAGCCUGAAGCCAGUGCGAAACCCAAGCGUGGAAGGCGCAAGUCGAGCGCGCCAAAGGUUGCUCAGCCUGCAACUGAAGAAGCCAUCGAGGAAUCGCCCAGCACGCGCGACCUCCAAAAUAAUACUCCCAUUAAAAAAACGCGUGGACGCCGGAAGACAGACAACACGCAACCAGUCGAGUCGAAUGAGCCUACAAGGAGUCGGCGAGACAAGCAGCCAGCUGACGAUCCAGCUGAGAAUGAGGAAGCUCAGCCGGAACCCAAACGAAAGCGCAGAGCGCCUGCUAGCCAAGUUACUACGACUGCCGAUACUAGUCCGAAAGAAACAGUGUCGGCAACGAGAUCAAAGAGAAAGCAACAACCACCGCGAGCUGCUGAACCCGAACCUGUCGAUGCAGAUGAAGACGAGCCAGCGCAACCGAAGCGCAAGCGCAGAAAAUCGGUGAAAAACAACGCCGAUAAAGAACUAGAGCUAGAGCAAGAGCAAGAGGAAGAGGAAGAAGAAGAGGUAGAACCAGAACCAGAACCAGCACAAACGAGGAAACGAAAAGGCAAACAAAAAGCAUCCGAAGUUCCCGCGCAAGAAGAGUCAGCGGCACCAGCAAGGAGACAACACGAUCAAUCGCAAGACCAGCAAGACCAACCAGAACCAAACCAGACAGCCGAAUCAGCACAACCACCGAAACGUCGCCGCGGCAGACCGUCUGCAGCCAGCGAGCCCAGCACGAGGCGCAGCAGACCGUCGAGCGAGGACGGAGGCGAGCGGCGGCGCGAAGGCACUGUGGCUAUUAAAGUCCACCGUCUGGCCGACACCAGCGCUCUCGAAGCGACAGCACCAGACUCGGACGCGUCGUCUAAUGAAGUCUCAACGGACGAACUAGACACGCGCAAGACAUUCCCGCGGCGCGCUGGGGUCAACGCUGCCGAUGUGCUGGCCCAGAUCUGCCAGGAGAUUGUCGACAAGCACCUGGCAGGGCUGGCCAACAGCGUGGCCAAUGAAUCAAACCAGACGAAACGCGGCGAGGCCGGGCGGCAGCGCAAGGCGGUUGAAGCAUACGGCAGCCAGCUCCAAGGGCGGCUAUUUGAGCUAAGCGAGCUCCUCGAGAGCAACUUUGCGCUAGGCGUGAAGUUAAAGAAGGCCAAGCGCGAGACGACUGAGAUGCGCAACCGCCUGCUCGAGGUGCGGCGACAGCGACACGAGGUAGCCCUACGCAUGGAUGCGGUGCGGCAGAAGCAUGGUGCCGAGGAGAGCGCCAAAAUGUCGCGCAACGCAAUCAACAACUCCCUACACAAACUCGAGUCAACGCUGGAACGCAGCCGAACGCGUCCAGGCGAGAGUGUCGACGACGACGACGACAACCACGACAAUGGCAUAGCUGGCCUCGAGUUCACACUGCGAACAGUAGUUGAGGAUGUGAGCUCAGCAGCAGAGGGCUCGCACGGCGGGCUGCUCGGCCAGAUCCGCGCCUUUAACGCGCAGCUGGAGACGACGGGGAGAGCGCUAGGUUUGUAG